Alternaria ventricosa is the source of this 447-nucleotide messenger RNA. It is a transcript of the gene RPL28, whose product is annotated as 60S ribosomal protein L28. The transcript has 3 exons. Gene Ontology annotation, cellular component: cytosolic large ribosomal subunit; ribosome. The record is from RefSeq and is a predicted model, not a curated record. Lineage: Eukaryota; Fungi; Ascomycota; Dothideomycetes; Pleosporales; Pleosporaceae. Gene Ontology annotation, biological process: translation. The coding region runs from base 1 to 447 and encodes 148 amino acids. Gene Ontology annotation, molecular function: structural constituent of ribosome.
AUGCCUACCCGCCUAACCAAGACCCGCAAGCACCGCGGUCACGUCUCCGCCGGUCACGGACGUGUCGGAAAGCACAGGAAGCAUCCCGGUGGUCGUGGUAUGGCUGGUGGUCAGCACCACCACCAGACCAACAUCGACAAGUACCAUCCCGGUUACUUCGGUAAGGUUGGUAUGAGGUACUUCCACAAGAUGCAGAACCUCUUCUGGAAGCCCGUCAUCAACCUCGACAAGCUCUGGUCGCUCAUCCCCGCUGAGAAGCGCGCCGAGUACCUCGCCAACAAGUCCGGCAACGCCCCCGUCCUCAACCUCCUCGACUACGGCUACUCCAAGGUCCUCGGAAAAGGUCGUCUCCCCGCUGUCCCCAUCGUCGUCCGCGCCCGCUACGUCUCCGCUGAGGCUGAGAAGAAGAUCAAGGAGGCCGGUGGUGUCGUUCAGCUCGUCGCAUAA